This is a messenger RNA of Salvelinus namaycush (lake trout), 432 nucleotides long. Its product is annotated as chemokine-like protein TAFA-5. The transcript is spliced from 4 exons. The coding region runs from base 1 to 432 and encodes 143 amino acids. Gene Ontology annotation, molecular function: G protein-coupled receptor binding; receptor ligand activity. Gene Ontology annotation, biological process: G protein-coupled receptor signaling pathway. The record is from RefSeq and is a predicted model, not a curated record. Lineage: Eukaryota; Metazoa; Chordata; Actinopteri; Salmoniformes; Salmonidae.
AUGGCUUCGUCUUGUAAACUGGGUCGGUGGAGGAAUGUCACUGCCUGGCCAAGAAUGUCUUCAACUUUCUGGGCUGCGGUGCUACUGACCAGCCUGCUGAUAAUUUACUGCGGUCAGUUGGCAGCGGGUACGUGUGAGAUAGUUACUCUGGACCGGGACAGCAGUCAGCCACGGCGUACCAUAGCACGACAGACGGCGAGGUGUGCCUGCAAAAAGGGUCAGAUUGCAGGUACCACGAGAGCCAGUCCGGCUUGUGUAGACGCUCGCAUUGUGAGGAGCCGGCAGUGGUGUGAAAUGAUGCCUUGUUUGGAAGACGAGGGCUGUGACCUCUUAGUAAACCAGUCGGGCUGGACCUGCACACAGCCUGGGGGCCGGGUGAAGACCACCACGUUGUGUACCGGGGCCUUCCACUGCUCUUUCUAUUCUGGUUAG